AUGGACCAAAACGUAAAGAUACGUGUCACAGACGUUCUUGCGUAUACGUCAACAAAGUAUGCACAUUUAUUUGUCUUUAAUGUUGUUAUAUCUGUGGUUGCGAGGCAUCUUGGGAUCAUUCGUGUCGUCUGUUCUCUCCUCCUCCAUCUUGGUUGAUUUGGGAAGGUAGUGAAAAAUGGCUCUGUUAUCUUUCCGGUUGGCCGCAGCUGUUGCUAGGCAUUUGCCUAGCACUGUUCCACAGUCGGGACUGACGUGGCCAGCCGCCCAGGUGGCCGCCCGCAAGCUGCAUGUAUCCUGCAGCCAGCGUGCCGCUGAGAUCUCCUCCAUCUUGGAGGAGAGGAUCAUGGGAGCCGCGCCCAAGGCCGACCUGGAGGAGACAGGCCGCGUGCUCAGCAUCGGUGACGGUAUCGCCCGCGUCUACGGCCUCAAGAACAUCCAGGCCGACGAGAUGGUGGAGUUCUCUUCUGGACUCAAGGGAAUGGCCCUGAACUUGGAGCCCGACAACGUGGGCGUGGUGGUGUUCGGCAACGACCGGCUCAUCAAGGAGGGGGACAUUGUGAAGAGGACGGGAGCCAUCGUGGAUGUGCCUGUGGGCGAGGACCUGCUGGGGCGAGUUGUGGAUGCCCUGGGGAACCCCAUCGACGGCAGGGGCCCGCUGAAGGGCACCAGCAGGCUACGAGUGGGCAUCAAGGCUCCAGGCAUCAUCCCCCGCAUCUCCGUGCGGGAGCCCAUGCAGACUGGCAUCAAGGCCGUGGACUCGUUGGUACCCAUUGGCCGUGGCCAGCGAGAACUCAUCAUUGGAGACAGGCAGACUGGUAAAACUGCUCUGGCCAUUGAUACCAUCAUCAACCAGAAGAGGUUCAAUGACGGCGAGGACGAGAAGAAGAAGCUGUACUGCAUUUACGUCGCCAUCGGCCAGAAGAGGUCCACUGUGGCGCAGAUUGUCAAGAGAUUGACAGACACUGGGGCAAUGAACUACUCCAUCAUCGUGUCUGCGACUGCCUCUGACGCAGCGCCCCUACAGUACUUGGCCCCCUACUCUGGAUGUGCCAUGGGAGAGUUCUUCCGUGACAAUGGCAAGCACGCGCUCAUCAUCUACGACGACUUGUCCAAGCAGGCUGUGGCCUACCGACAGAUGUCUCUGCUGCUGCGACGACCGCCCGGCCGAGAGGCGUACCCCGGAGACGUGUUCUACCUGCACUCCCGUCUGCUGGAGCGCGCCGCCAAGAUGAACGAGACCAAUGGCGGCGGCUCCCUCACCGCUCUUCCCGUCAUUGAGACACAGGCAGGUGACGUGUCGGCAUACAUUCCCACGAACGUGAUCUCCAUCACGGACGGCCAGAUCUUCCUGGAGACUGAGCUGUUCUACAAGGGCAUCCGGCCGGCCAUCAACGUGGGUCUGUCGGUGUCCCGAGUGGGCUCUGCGGCCCAGACGCGGGCCAUGAAGCAGGUGGCCGGCUCCAUGAAGCUGGAGCUGGCGCAGUACCGUGAGGUGGCCGCCUUCGCCCAGUUCGGGUCAGACCUGGACGCAGCCACGCAGCAGCUGCUGAACCGUGGCGUGCGGCUCACGGAGCUGCUCAAGCAGGGCCAGUACGUGCCCAUGGCCAUCGAGGAGCAGGUGGCGGUCAUCUACUGUGGCGUCAGGGGCCACCUGGACAAGCUGGACCCCGCCAAGAUCACCGCCUUCGAGCGCGAGUUCCUCCAGCACGUCAAGACGACGCAGCAGCCGCUGCUGGCCAGCAUCGCGAAGGAGGGCAAGAUCGUGGAGGAGACGGACGCCAAGCUCAAGAAGGUGGUGCAGGAGUUCAUCAGCAGCUUCUCCGGGUAGACGCACCGCACCGCGUCUUUAGUACUGACGAGGACUAAUGAAGUGUACAUUCGUGGCAGUCUCUGUGGACCUUUCCUGUCGGGGCGACGGUGACGUUCCUACGUAAUGUCUCGUUUCUUUGUCGCACUUUGUAAAUUGUCACAAGUUCGUGUACUUGAUAUAUGUAUUGACAUAAAGUUACAACAGUGGUUUGCACCGUACGGUGACA
Molecule: messenger RNA, 2036 nt
Organism: Bacillus rossius redtenbacheri
Lineage: Eukaryota; Metazoa; Arthropoda; Insecta; Phasmatodea; Bacillidae
Gene: blw
Product: ATP synthase subunit alpha, mitochondrial
Exons: 9
Coding region: 176-1828 (550 amino acids)
Biological process (GO): proton transmembrane transport; proton motive force-driven ATP synthesis
Molecular function (GO): ADP binding; ATP binding; proton-transporting ATP synthase activity, rotational mechanism
Source: RefSeq, a predicted model, not a curated record